This is a messenger RNA of Vicia villosa (hairy vetch), 498 nucleotides long. RefSeq lists its product as uncharacterized. The transcript has 2 exons. Gene Ontology annotation, molecular function: nucleic acid binding; RNA-DNA hybrid ribonuclease activity. The record is from RefSeq and is a predicted model, not a curated record. Bases 1 to 498 code for a protein of 165 amino acids. NCBI's taxonomy places the organism in Eukaryota, Viridiplantae, Streptophyta, Magnoliopsida, Fabales, Fabaceae.
AUGAGGGAUGAAAUAGUGCAUAAAGUGAAAGCUAAUACGGAUGGUGCUGCUGUCAAUGCUAACUCUGCUUGUGGCGGUCUCUUUCGCAACAGCUUCGGAGAUUUCAUUUUUGGUUUUGCUGAGAAUUUAGGUAAUAACAAUGCUUCUUUUGCUGAAGUUUCUGGAGCCUUGAGAGCUAUUGAGAUUGCUCAACAGUAUAAUUGGAAUCAUUUGUGGCUGGAGACAGAUUCUUCCCUAGCUGUCAAAGCUUUCAACAAUCUUGCGUCAAUUCCUUGGUCUCUUCAUAAUAGAUGGUUUAGUUGUCGGGCCUACAUUAGACAGAUCCAUUUUUUGAUUACUUACGUGUAUAGAGAAGCUAAUUCGUACGCCGACUUGUCGGCAAAUGAAGGAGUUUUUGUAGAUGGUUAUCAGACCUUCUUUGAUCCUCCGCAAAAUCUAUUCCCUAAUGUUUUGUCCAACAAGUUAGACAAACCUAACUUUAGAUUUACACACUUUUGA